Molecule: messenger RNA, 1128 nt
Organism: Physella acuta
Lineage: Eukaryota; Metazoa; Mollusca; Gastropoda; Physidae
Product: mucin-12-like
Source: RefSeq, a predicted model, not a curated record
AUGACAGGUCCUCACAGCAUCACUCGACAGGUCCUCACAGCAUCACUCGACAGGUCCUCACAGCAUCACACGACAGGUCCUCACAGCAUCACACGACAGGUCCUCACAGCAUCACACGACAGGUCCUCACAGCAUCACACGACAGGUGCUCACCCUCACGGCAUCACACGACAGGUCCUCACCCUCACAGCAUCACACGACAGGUCCUCACAGCAUCACACGACAGGUCCUCACCCUCACAGCAUCACACGACAGGUCCUCACCCUCACAGCAUCACACGACAGGUCCUCACCCUCACAGCAUCAUGCGACAGGUCCUCACAUCAUCACGCGACAGGUCCUCAGGUCCUCACAGCAUCACACGACAGGUCCUCACGGCAUCACACGACAGGUCCUCACCCUCACAGCAUCACGCGACAGGUCCUCACCAUCACAGUAUCACACGACAGGUCCUCACGGCAUCACACGACAGGUCCUCACAGCAUCACACGACAGGUCCUCACCCUCACAGCAUCACACGACAGGUCCUCACCCUCACAGCAUCACACGACAGGUCCUCACGGCAUCACACGACAGGUCCUCACCCUCACAGCAUCACACGACAGGUCCUCACAGCAUCACACGACAGGUCCUCACCCUCACAGCAUCACACGACAGGUCCUCACCCUCACAGCAUCACACGACAGGUCCUCACGGCAUCACACGACAGGUCCUCACCCUCACAGCAUCACACGACAGGUCCUCACAGCAUCACACGACAGGUCCUCACCCUCACAGCAUCACACGACAGGUCCUCACCCUCACAGCAUCACACGACAGGUCCUCACCCUCACAGCAUCACACGACAGGUCCUCACCCUCACAGCAUCACACGACAGGUCCUCACCCUCACAGCAUCACACGACAGGUCCUCACCCUCACAGCAUCACACGACAGGUCCUCACCCUCACAGCAUCACACGACAGGUCCUCACCCUCACAGCAACACACGACAGGUCCUCACCCUCACAGCAUCACACGACAGGUCCUCACCCUCACAGCAUCACACGACAGGUCCUCACCCUCACAGCAACACACGACAGGUCCUCACCCUCACAGCAACACACGACAGGUCCUCACAUCAUCACAUGA